GGCUCGGCCGGAAUCCGCCCGCGCGCGGAGCACGGGCCGGCUCCGGGGACGGACCGGACGCACCCGGUCGCCGCUGCGGAACGGCUAGUGGGCAGCGCGCGUGGCGCGGGGAGGCGCACGCAGACGCCGCUACGUCCGUGCAGGGUCCCCCCCAGCCCGGUGGCCCGGAGCCCGCGCCGACCCAUGUCCCUGCUGCUGCGCCUGACCUGCCGGCUGCUCGGGGCCGCGCCCCGGCCGGGCCCUCGGCCCCCGGCCCUGUCCCCGCCGGGCCGCCCGGUGUGCGGGCUGCCCCGCCGCGCGCCCCCGGCCCCGACCCUGCUGGGCCUGCUGGGCCUGCCAGCCCGCGGGCUGCCCCGCCGUGCGCCCCCGGCCCCGGCCGCGCCCCCGGCUCCUGCCCUGCUUGGCCUGCUGGGUCUCCCGGCCCGCGAGCUGCCCCGCCGCGCUCCCCCGGCCCCGCUGGACUUGCCGGGCCGCCCCGCGCCCCUCGCCCCCGCGCCCGCGCGCCCGCCCGCCCCGCCGCUGCUCUGCCGGAACGUGCUCAAGAUCCGUCGGCGCAAGAUGAACCACCACAAGUACCGCAAGCUGGUCAAGAGGACGCGCUUCCUGCGCCGCAAGGUCCGCGAGAGUCGCCUCAAGCGGAAGCAGGCCAAGUUCGAGGGCGAUCUGCGGCGCAUCUGGCUCAGGGCGGGCCUGAAGGAUGCCCCCGCCGGCUGGCAGACCCCCAGGAUCUACUUAAAGGGCAAAUGAGACGCGCUCCCCCCUGGCCCCUUGGGCGGACCCCGGGUAUAAACACACCUGAAGCCGU
This is a messenger RNA of Sorex araneus (European shrew), 805 nucleotides long. RefSeq names its product aurora kinase A interacting protein 1 (gene AURKAIP1). Gene Ontology annotation, cellular component: mitochondrion. Bases 184 to 747 code for a protein of 187 amino acids. The transcript has 2 exons. Gene Ontology annotation, biological process: mRNA processing. The record is from RefSeq and is a predicted model, not a curated record. NCBI's taxonomy places the organism in Eukaryota, Metazoa, Chordata, Mammalia, Eulipotyphla, Soricidae.